Molecule: messenger RNA, 2400 nt
Organism: Mangifera indica (mango)
Lineage: Eukaryota; Viridiplantae; Streptophyta; Magnoliopsida; Sapindales; Anacardiaceae
Product: cation/H(+) antiporter 27-like
Exons: 3
Coding region: 1-2400 (799 amino acids)
Biological process (GO): regulation of pH; proton transmembrane transport
Cellular component (GO): membrane; endomembrane system
Molecular function (GO): antiporter activity
Source: RefSeq, a predicted model, not a curated record
AUGUCCCUGCAACAGCUAAACUACCAUAUGCAGAAUGACACAUUCCUUUUUGACGCACACAGUGCAGCUGCUGUAGUUUGCGAACGUUAUGAAGGAACAAGGUUGACAGCCGUUGGUGGAAAUGGUACUGAGCAUACCAAUUUUUAUUGGAUAACGCUUCCCAUGGCAUUGAUUGGCUUAUUAACUGGAGUUUUUCAGAUUCUUUUCAAGCCUCUUGGCCACCUUUCUUUUGUUUCACAGAUGCUUGCUGGAAUGGCCAUGGGGCCAACGUGUCUUGGACGCAUUGACGCUUUCAACGUCCAUGUAUUCAGCCCCAGAAAUGUUGUGACGUUAAAUGUAUUUGAAGCUGUGGGAAUUUUUUAUGUGUUUUACUUGGUUAGCAUUCAAACUGACAUGAACAUGAUAAAAAAGGCUGGAAGACUUGCAUAUAUUAUAGGCAUAGGAACCUAUAUAAUUCCAUUUACUGUAACCUAUGUUUCGGCUGUGUCAAUAAGGAAUUCUUACAAAUUAGAUGAAUUACUUCGUCAUUCACUGCCAACUGCUGCCGUAUUACUACCCACAAUUUCUUUUCAUGUUAUUAUCCUUUUCAUCACUGAACUCAAACUUCUUAACUCAGAACUAGGCCGCCUUGCUCUAUCUUCUGCUUUCAUCAACAGCUUAGUAGCCUUUAUUAUUUUUGUAGUUGGUGAUUAUGGAGCUCAGAGCACACAACUUCCUGCUAGAGAAAUAUUUCUAAUGAUCCUAAAUGAUGCGGUUCUCAUUAUAAGCAUUGUUUUUGGCGCCCGUCAAUUGAUGAUAUGGAUGAUGAAGCACACCCCAGAAGGAGAGCCCUUGAAGGGUGCUCAUGUUUUGGUUGUAAAUGUGCUGCUUCUUGUAACCUUUUUUAUAGCGGAGAUUUCAGGGAGACAUAGUUUGAUGGGAGGAAUUGUGUUAGGAAUGGUCACUCCUCAUAAGCCUCCAAUGGGGAAUAGCUUAGCAAGUAAAAUUAAAUAUUUUGUUUGGGCUGUGUUCAUUCCUUGUUAUUUGUUAAAUAUUGGCAGACAUAUCAAUAUAUUCAAUGUAAGACUCCAGUCUUUCGUCAUUACUGAGUUCCUCGUAACUGAAACUAUCUUGGCCAAGUUUUUUGUCACUUUAAUCCCUUCACUCUAUUACAAAGUACCCUUUAUGGAUGCUGUCUCACUUGGCUUAGUUUUGAACUGCCGAGGCAUCCAUGAUAUGCCAGUUUUCUCCCGUUCUCAUAAUCUUAAGGAUUUAACAGGAGAAGUGUUUACUGUCUUGUCAGUGUCAGCAAUGUUGCAGACUACCAUUAUUGUAACUUUACUUAGAAGUUUUUACGACUAUUCAAGAAGAUAUGUAGCCUACAAAAGACGCACACUUGAACAUAGUCAACAAUUUGCCGAGCUUCGGAUCCUGGUUUGUGUUAGUGAAUUAGAUAAUGUGGCUACUGUUGUCAACAUCCUUUAUGCAUCCAAUCCUCCCCAAAGUCCUGUUGGGAUUUACGUAUUGAACCUUGAGGAAUACACUGGACGGUUAUUGCCUGUAGUAAUCCCACAUCGAUUAGAAAAAAAAUCACAUUCAAGUGUCAAAACCAACAUUGUCGACACCAUGAUCAAUGCAUUCUACCAUGUUGAACAACAGGGCCAAGGCUAUCUUUCAGUGCAGUGUUUCACAGCCAUAGCUCCUUAUGCUUCCAUGCACGACGACAUCUGUUCAAUGGCAUUCGAGAGGGACACUUCUUUAGUGAUAAUCCCCAUUCUUAAAACAGAGAGUGUUAUAUUCAACAAGGUGGUAAAAAAAGUGUUAAGAUUGGCACCAUGUUCAGUUGGAAUCUUCUUUGAUCGUGGGAUAUUUAUGGACUCCAGACCCAUUUUGUCACGUCAAGGUUCAAUUGCAGUCCAUGUAUGUGUGAUCUUCAUAGGGGGUCCUGAUGAUCGUGAGGCUCUUGUAUAUAGCCAACGCAUGGCUGAGAAUCCUAAAAUCUUUGUUACAGUCAUCCGGGUGGUUCCUAGAAAUUCUUACGUACCUGAUUUGACAGAAGUGAACAAGGAUUUGAACGCGAUAGAUAGUUUCAAGAUGAACACAAGGACUAAUAAAAAUUAUGAUUAUUAUGAGAAGAGUGUAGGAGAGGGAGCUGGCACAGCGAAAAUACUUAAUAGUUUGGGAAAUGAUUUUGAUCUGUUCAUGGUUGGAAGAAGACAUGAUGAAUAUACACCAGUGUUGUUUGGAUUAGCAGAGUGGAGCAAGCAUCUGGAGCUGGGUGUAAUUGGUGAUAUGUUGAUUUCUGCAGAUUUUAGGAGCGAGGCAUCAGUUAUGAUAAUACAACAAGAAGCUUCAGCCGUGGCUGAAAUGAUUCCAAGCUCAAAAUAUUCAACCAGCAGCAGAGGCAGGCCACUUCGAUAA